Molecule: messenger RNA, 4466 nt
Organism: Cynara cardunculus var. scolymus (artichoke)
Lineage: Eukaryota; Viridiplantae; Streptophyta; Magnoliopsida; Asterales; Asteraceae
Product: pleiotropic drug resistance protein 2-like
Exons: 18
Coding region: 1-4341 (1446 amino acids)
Cellular component (GO): membrane
Molecular function (GO): ATP hydrolysis activity; ABC-type transporter activity; ATP binding
Source: RefSeq, a predicted model, not a curated record
AUGGCAGCAGCACUCGCCGGAGAUGAUCUGGCGAGGUCGAUGAGCAGGCGGAGUCUCUCAUCCUCCAGGAGGAGUUGGGCUUCCGCUAGUAUUAAGGAGGCCUUCUCGGCGGCACCUAGUGGUGGUGAUGCUUUCGCAAGGAGCAGUGGAAGGCAUGAUGAUGAUGAAGAAGAGCUCAAAUGGGCUGCAAUCGAGAAACUCCCUACGUACGAUAGAUUAAGGAAAGGAAUCUUGAAGCAAGUUCUCGAUAAUGGGGAAAUCGUUCAUGAACAGAUCGAUAUCGCACAUCUUGGAGCUCAGGAUAAGAAGCAGUUAAUGGGGAGUAUACUCAAAGUUGUGGAAGAAGAUAAUGAGAAGUUUCUAAUUAGAGUUCGAGCUAGAACCGAUCGGGUCGGGAUUGAUAUUCCAAAGGUCGAAGUACGCUACAAAAAUGUAUCGAUUGAAGGAGAUGUUCAUGUUGGUUCUAGAGCUCUUCCUACUUUGCUAAAUGCAACACUCAACACUAUAGAGGGACUUCUUCAAUUCAUCAGGCUUGUUCCAUCCAAGAAAAGAGUCGUCAAAAUCUUGCGGGACGUGAGUGGGAUUGUGAGGCCAUCACGGAUGACGCUGCUUCUAGGACCUCCUGGUUCCGGGAAGACUACGUUACUACGGGCACUUGCUGGAAUUCUAGAUUCAGAUCUACGAAUCACUGGAGAAGUUACAUACUGUGGUCAUCAGAUGUCAGAAUUCAUACCUCAGAGAACUUGUGCAUAUAUCAGUCAACAUGACGUCCACCAUGGCGAGAUGACCGUCAGGGAGACCUUCGAUUUUGCCGGACGUUGUCUAGGCGUAGGAACCAGAUACGACCUCCUGGCAGAACUGUCACGGCGUGAGAAAGAUGGAGGGAUCAAACCAGACCCAGAAAUCGACGCCUUCAUGAAAGCCACAGCCGUGGCUGGUCAAGAAUCUAGUUUGGUUACAGACUAUGUUCUAAAGAUACUCGGUUUAGAUAUCUGCGCUGAUAUCAUGGUGGGUGACGAGAUGAGAAGAGGAAUCUCUGGUGGGCAGAAAAAGCGCGCCACUACUGGUGAAAUGUUGGUUGGGCCUGCUAAAGUUUUCUUUAUGGAUGAAAUCUCAACUGGCUUGGACAGUUCGACCACUUUUCAGAUCGUCAAAUACAUGAAACAGAUGGUUCACAUCAUGGAUGUAACCAUGAUCAUCUCGCUUCUGCAACCUGCGCCUGAAACAUUCGAACUAUUUGACGACAUUAUACUCCUUUCCGAGGGUCAAAUCGUCUACCAAGGCCCCCGUGCAGACAUUCUUGAUUUCUUCAAAAGCGCAGGGUUCAAAUGCCCAGAAAGGAAAGGAGUUGCUGACUUUUUGCAAGAAGUUACUUCCAAAAAAGACCAAGAACAAUACUGGUUUAAUAAGAAUGAACCUUACCACUUUGUCUCCGUGCCUGAAUUUGGUCAGAUUUUCGGCCGGUUUCAGGUUGGUGAGCGCCUUUAUGAUGAUCUUGCAGUUCCUUAUAACAAAACCAACGUCCAUCCGGCUGCUUUGGUGACUGAAAAGUACGGUAUAUCAAACAUGGAACUCCUUAAAGCAAACUUAGCUAGAGAAUGGCUAUUGAUGAAACGGAACGCUUUCUUGUACAUAUUCAAGACCACCCAGAUCACUGUCAUGUCCGUUAUUGCUUUCACGGUGUUCUUUAGAACCGAAAUGAAGAGUGGUCAGCUUGAAGAUGGGGGGAAGUAUUUUGGUGCAUUGUUCUUCAGUCUCCUAAAUGUGAUGUUUAAUGGGGCAGCCGAGCUUGCCUUAACGAUUAUGAGGCUUCCUGUGUUCUUCAAACAGAGGGAUUCGUUGUUCUACCCAGCAUGGGCCUUUGCACUACCGAUAUGGAUCAUGAAGAUUCCUAUAUCGAUCAUGGAAUCAGUAAUAUGGAUUGUUCUAACAUAUUACACUAUUGGCUUUGCUCCUUCAGCAAGCAGGUUUUUCAAGCAGCUUUUGGCUUAUAUCGGCCUACAUCAAAUGGCUUUGUCUCUUUUUCGUUUCAUUGCUGCACUAGGAAGAACACAGGUUGUUGCAAAUGCUCUUGGCACCUUUUCUUUGCUAAUAGUUUUUGUACUCGGUGGAUUCAUCGUUGCAAAAGACGACAUUGAGCCAUGGAUGAUAUGGGGAUAUUAUAUCUCCCCGAUGAUGUAUGGACAAAAUGCCAUCGUGAUUAACGAGUUCUUAGAUGAAAGAUGGAUUUCACAGCCAAACCCCGAUUCACGAAUCAAUGAACCGACUGUAGGGAAGGUUCUUCUCAAGUCCAGGGGGAUGUUCACGACCGAGUAUAUGUUUUGGGUUUGUGUCAUGGCACUCUUCGGGUUUUCCGUUCUGUUUAACAUCUUCUUUGUGGCAGCUCUGACAUACUUGAAUCCUCUCGGAGAUUCCAAGACUGCUGUUCCGACAGAAGAUGAGCAGAAUGAGAAGCACCCACAAGCAGGCACAGAAAUGGCAGCAAAUAACAUCAACAAGAAAGGAAUGGUGCUUCCAUUUCAACCAUUAUCACUUGCAUUUGAUCAUGUCAAUUACUUUGUAGACAUGCCUGCUGAAAUGAAAGCUCAAGGAAUCGAACAGGAUCGACUGCAACUGCUACAAGAUGUCAGCGGUGCAUUCAGGCCGGGCAUUCUCACAGCAUUGGUUGGCGUAAGUGGUGCCGGAAAGACUACUCUGAUGGAUGUGCUAGCCGGAAGAAAGACCGGUGGCUACAUCAAAGGAAGUGUCAGCAUCUCCGGUUACCCUAAAAACCAAGAAACUUUUGCUCGUGUAAGCGGAUACUGUGAACAAAAUGACAUCCAUUCUCCACAUGUCACGGUUUAUGAGUCGCUUGUGUACUCUGCGUGGCUGCGUCUUGCUCCGGACAUAACCACAGAAACAUGCCAGAUGUUUGUGGAUGAAGUCAUGGAUUUGGUCGAAUUGAACCCGUUAAGGAAUGCAUUAGUUGGCCUUCCGGGAGUAGAUGGUCUCUCAACUGAACAACGAAAGAGACUUACCAUUGCAGUAGAAUUGGUUGCAAAUCCAUCGAUUAUCUUUAUGGACGAGCCCACAUCAGGACUUGAUGCAAGAGCUGCCGCCAUUGUCAUGCGUACCGUUAGAAAUACGGUUGAUACGGGUCGGACGGUCGUCUGCACGAUUCACCAACCGAGUAUUGACAUUUUCGAAGCUUUUGAUGAGCUGUUGUUGAUGAAAAGAGGAGGGCAGGUCACUUACACAGGACCCCUUGGGCACCACUCUCACUUGCUAAUCGAAUAUUUUGAAUCCAUUCCAGGGGUCAACAGUAUAAAAGAAGGUCAAAAUCCGGCCACAUGGAUGCUUGACGUUAGUUCUCCAGCAGUCGAAGCUCAACUUGGUGUCGAUUUCGCAGAAAUCUUUGCCAACUCUGAUCUGUAUAAGAGGAACCAGGAGCUCAUUAAAGAGCUCAGUACACCGGUAGAAGGGUCCCAGGACCUUUACUUCCCAACAAAGUACUCUCAAUCCUUUUGGACACAAUGCAAAGCUUGUUUAUGGAAACAACACUGGUCUUACUGGAGGCAUCCACAAUAUAAUGCUGUUCGGUUCUCCAUGACAACAGUGAUUGGCAUCCUCUUUGGAGUAAUUUUCUGGAACAAAGGCCAAAAAACGGACCAACAACAAGAUGUAAUGAAUUUGAUGGGAGCUAUGUAUGCUGCCGUCAUGUUUCUUGGUGGAACCAACACUUCGGCCGUGCAGUCUGUGGUAUCUGUAGAACGAACAGUUUUCUACCGUGAGAAAGCAGCUGGGAUGUAUUCAGCAAUCCCCUAUGCAUUUGCUCAGGUGGCAAUUGAGGUGGCAUAUGUAUGCAUCCAGACGUUGAUAUACAGUCUUCUGAUUUACUCGAUGAUUGGAUACCAUUGGUCAGCCGACAAGUUCUUGUGGUUCUACUUCUACAUAUUCAUGUGCUUUGUCUAUUUCACAUUAUACGGGAUGAUGCUCGUAGCCCUCACACCGAAUUAUCAGAUUGCAGCAAUUACUAUGUCAUUCUUCCUUAAUUUUUGGAACUUGUUCUCUGGUUUCAUGAUCCCCAGAACGCAAAUCCCAAUCUGGUGGAGGUGGUAUUACUGGGGUUCACCGGUGGCAUGGACUCUAUACGGCUUGAUCACGUCUCAGCUUGGUGAAAACGAAACCUUAGUUGUGGUUCCAGGCCAGAGUUCCGUCACAGUGAAGGAAUUCAUCAAAGAUUUUCUAGGGUUUGAGUAUGAUUUUCUAGGAUACGUCGCUUUGGCUCAUGUUGGUUGGGCCGUCCUCUUCUGCUUCGUCUUUGCCUACGGUAUCAAGUUUCUGAACUACCAACGAAGAUAGACGAAUGAUCGAACACUGUAAAUGCUUUAUAGAAUCAUGGAUAAUAUAUAUUCUUCAAUCUUCCAUUUUUUUCCAAAUCAUUGAUUCAUAAACAAAUAUACAUGUAGAGUUAUUUGAAUUUCUAA